UGGAUAUCUUCAUUAAAAGUGCUGCGGCGUCAGAUGCGCGGCCGUGGAGAACAGUCUGGAGAUGGCGCCAAGGCGGACAAAAACACAAGAAGCGUGCAGAGUAAAGAAGAGCUGAGCCGGGAAAUGCGACGCACCAAGCUGGCUCUAUUCAUCCAACAGUUUGAGAAAGAAGGUGAGGUGGAGCCUCGCUGCAGCCGCACACACGUAAAGCCAUCCAUCUUUCCUUAGAGCGCAGGAACGCGUAAAUGAGCUGGAGGCCAAAAUGGAGAACACGCUGGCCACAGUGGAAAAAAUAUUCAAAGUGGAGCUGAUGAAGAUGCCUCCUUCUCUUCAAAACACCCUCAUAGGGGAUUUAAUAAGCGAUAAUUUAACAGUUUAUUGUGCCAUGGUUAAAAACACAAAACUGAAUUUCUCUAAGACGUCUCCACCACUAGCCUUCCCUGCAGUUUGCAGGAAGUGUCGGACGGCAUGGGGACAAAGCGGCCAAAUCCCAAACCAGUGUCUGUGCCGUACCUCAGCCCCUUGGUACUGCGCAAGGAGCUGGAAACGUUGCUGGAGAAUGAGGGAGAUCAGGUGAUCUACACCCACAAGUUCCUCAGCCAGCACCCAAUCAUUUUCUGGAACCUGGUGUGGUAUUUCCGCCGCCUGGACCUGCCCUCUCACCUGCCCGGUCUCAUCCUCACUUCUGAACACUGCAACAACGGAGUGCAGCUGCCUCUGACGUCACUGCCACAGGACAGUAAGCAGGUGUACGUACAGCUCCUGUGGGACAACAUCAACCUGCACCAAGAACCCGGAGAACCACUUUACCUGCUCUGGAGGACCUUUUUGGAGAAGAGGGGAACUCUGGGGCCAACAGACCACCAGGAGGUCCGCACUCUCCUCAACACCAUUGUUCGCAACAUCCAGACCAACGACGUCUACGGGCCGAUCAACCUGCUGAUCCGAGAGAUCAAACGGCGUCCAGAAGGGGUCAAACGACAGAGGAGCGUCUAUAGAGAAAUACUGUUUCUGUCACUGGUGGCUUUGGGACAGGAGAACAUCGACGUAGAGGCCUUCGACAGAGAGUACCACAACGCAUACAACCAGCUGAGUGCGGAGCAGCGCAAGUCUCUGCACUGCAUCGAUCGCCCGCCUACUCCCAGCGUCCAGUGGUGCCUUAAAUGUUUUGGAGCACCUUUCAUCUGAACUGAUCCUCUCAGCAGCAGAGACACAAACUCUUACUGUUCCUGCUUCAACUUUGGGGAACAGGGAGACUUUCGAACAUCUCCAGCUGGAUGAACAUGGUACUGCUUCUUCCGUUUGCCUCGGAAGAUGACGUUGGCCGUUUCAUGUUUCUUUGCUUUGCUUUAAAGAGGUUUUCCAAGCAGCUGCCUAAAAGUGGAACUGUUGUUGUAAACUUCCUGGAAAGCUGUAAUGAAUCUCUUCAGACUAGUUGAGUUGCUUUUCCUUACAGAAGCUGUAUAAAGCGAUUGAUCACUGUACAGAAUAUCUGUGUGUGUGCAUGUCAGCAGCCUUGCUCGUAGCCUUUUGCCUCCUUGGCUUAAAUCUGUCGUAGCUAUACUCGUAUCAGCUCGGUGUGAAACAGUGUACAGACUCUGACUCUAACUUUGUGCACUUUCUGAAGAAGAGUAAGUAAAUCAAGUUCACCUGACUUUUUGUACAGUUUAAGGAAAUCUCAGUCGAGGUUGCAUUUUUGUCAACAGCCCUGGUUGUUGUGAUCAGAGUCUUAAUGAAUGUUCACAUGUACAGGCUCACACUGGGGCUCUGUGUAGCUUUGUGUUGGAGCAUCACAUUUAAAUGGGAGAGGACUGAGGCUAUGGACAAUCACUAAUUAUCAAUCACUAAAAUAGAUUCAUAACAUUCCAGAUGCCCUGUACUCAAAGCAGGUCUCACAGGAGUAUUGAUCUCUGUGAUAACACAUGUGACAGCAGCUGUUUGGAAAGUAGAGAUCAUGAAAAACAGAGACAUCAAUCUGAAGCAUGAAGGUGCCACACCACUGAUUCCCACAGAUUAAAACAACAGAGAAACACAGACAGCAGAGGUUUCCUGGCUUCAGUCUUUUUUAAAGCUGCAUUUUUAACAGUAACAUACUGUAUUUGUUCAGCUAACAUGUCUUAUUCUGAUCAUAACUCAGAGCUGUGACUCUCAUUCUCUACUCUAGCACAGAGUGAACCACGACGGUUCAGACAGCAUCUCUUUUAUGGUUUACAUAAAAGUGCAGAGGACUCUUGAUGAGUGCUGAAACUGUGUCAGGACAGAAGGCCUGUGAUAUUUGACAUUCCACUAAAAACAGUGAAACAGGCGGGAAAACAGCAAAGUGCUGCGAUGAAUUGUUGGGUAAAGAUGGACCUGUGUGUUGACUUGAGUGUGAGUGUGGCGCUGUACUUGUACAGAUGAGAAAAUGUGUUGUAAAAUAUUCCAUUUGCACUGCAUAGAUUAGAACCUGCUCUUAACCAACAUCAGAAUAUUAACAAUUUACACCAUUUUUCAUCCAGAAAAAAAAAUCUCAAUUAUUUAUUUUUGUAUUGUUGACAUUUGGAUGCAGCUGCUGUGCUAACUUAGAGUUUUUAUAACUAGCUGCCCCCGUUUUCCCUUUGAAUCCGUGUUAGGGGACUCCAGCCGGUGUUGACUUAGUAAAUCUCCUCUUGGUGGAGGAUGUACAGAAAAGUUUUUUAAAGAUAGCAGGUGAAAUGUUCUCUUACCGUCCUGUGGAAAGGAAAUGAAUGUCUACACAUAAGUGCGCUGCAAUAAAUGAGUUUGUGAACUGAU
Molecule: messenger RNA, 2772 nt
Organism: Oreochromis aureus
Lineage: Eukaryota; Metazoa; Chordata; Actinopteri; Cichliformes; Cichlidae
Product: DENN domain-containing protein 4C-like
Exons: 8
Coding region: 469-1188 (239 amino acids)
Biological process (GO): regulation of Rab protein signal transduction
Cellular component (GO): cytoplasmic vesicle
Source: RefSeq, a predicted model, not a curated record